This is a messenger RNA of Leucoraja erinaceus (little skate), 3259 nucleotides long. RefSeq names its product FKBP prolyl isomerase 14 (gene fkbp14). The record is from RefSeq and is a predicted model, not a curated record. Lineage: Eukaryota; Metazoa; Chordata; Chondrichthyes; Rajiformes; Rajidae. Bases 126 to 779 code for a protein of 217 amino acids. The transcript is spliced from 4 exons. Gene Ontology annotation, molecular function: calcium ion binding; peptidyl-prolyl cis-trans isomerase activity.
UGACGUCAACGCGCGGUCCCCACUCGAAAGUUGCAGAGCGAAGAAAAGUUGCCAGUGCCACGUCUGCGCGCAUUGGGUCAAGGAGAAGGCAAUAGGAGAAACAAAUAUUCCUCUAAACGGACAGCAUGUGGCUUCUGCUGGUCAAUUGCAUCAAUCUUUUGCACGCACUCGUUUUCACCUUUAUGCUGGAUUACGCCAGCAGUGCUCUGAUCCCAGAAGCUGAAGUGAAAAUCGACGUGUUACAAAAGCCUUUCCUCUGUCACAGAAAAACCAAGAUCGGUGACCAGUUACUGAUACAUUACUCUGGAUACUUUGAGAAUGGGACCAUGUUUCAUUCCAGUCAUUCUAGCAACGAUGGCCAACCAGUUUGGUUCACACUUGGGAUUAAAGAAUCGCUCACAGGUUGGGAUAAAGGAUUAGGUGAAAUGUGUUCUGGAGAGAAGAGGAAACUUGUCAUCCCACCUGCCUUAGCCUUCGGAAAAGAAGGAAGAGGUAAAAUACCACCUGAAAGCACUUUGAUAUUUGAAAUUGAGCUUCUGGAGAUCAAAAAUGGCCCACGGUCUCAUGAUUCAUUCCAAAAUAUGGACCUUGAUGAUGAUUGGAAAUUAUCGAGAGAUGAGGUGAAAGAAUAUCUACGCAGUGAAUUUGAUAAGUAUGGAAUUGAUCAUAAUGAAACCCAUCAGGAGAUUAUGGUAAAUGAUAUCUUUAAAAAUGAAGAUGAGGAUGAAGAUGGAUACAUCUCUGCCAGAGAAUUUACAUAUAAACACGAUGAACUGUAAACAUAAUUCAGUGCGGUUUCCUAUCAGUGGUUUUGGACCUUGCAUUGCUAAUGUUAAUGGAAAGAAGAUCACUCCAUUACAAAGUGACCAGAUGCAUAAAUAUUGUUUUAAAUGUUUUUGAUUAAGUCAAUAUGAUGAAUUAUCAAGAAGAAAAGAUUCCUUUAAAGAAAUGUUUCACCUUGUGGUCUUGAUUUAAAAUAAAUUAAUCAUUUCUGUGCUUUACCAAAGCACACUUUUACAUAUCUAAAGACACUGCAUGUGUAUAUUUAUAAAUAAAGCUAUUUGACAGCAGUACAGUUAUUUAGAAAAUUAUUUUCUUAGCUCUUUAUCCCAUCCCUACCACACUGACCAUGUUUGGUUAAAUUAAAACUUUUUUUUCUAUGUCACAGUUAAGAAUGCAAUUAUUGUUUGUAAUUUGGUGAAUGAUUUGUUCCAACAUAAUUGAAUUACUCAGGGUGCUCCUGCAGCCAAUGAAUUGUAGCAUCCAGAUUUUAUUCUGAUGUCAAUCUUUGCCUCCACUGUUGUCAAAGUCUAUUCCAUAUGUCAUUCUCUUUACCAUAUACAGAGCUUUAUGUUUCAAAUUGGUCUUCAAAUUAAUACAAAUCCAUUUCUCCUUGUCCCGCAUUCAGAGUAUACAGUGAGAUCAUGUUAUUUAUGCGCACAUACUUUUCAAUUCCUCCCGUCACACCUUGCACAUCCCUAACUUUUAUUCAUAGCUCAGACGUUUACAUCCGUUUUGUGGCUGUACCUUUUACUUAAAUGUCUGGCUGAGCAACUGUAUCCAUAUACAUGUUCCAUGUCCAAGAUGUGUAAAGUUUAUUGUAAUGUCUGAUGACAUUUUUACCUUCUAUCAUUGUAAUUUACAAUUCUUUUGUCUUUAUGCUUUGCAUUGAUUCAAUAUUAUGUAGUUUAGAACAUCUUGUUUAGUUACUUUAAACAUUCAGAUUACAAACAAUGUCUGAUCCUUUUUUCCCCAAUGAGAACAACAUUUAGUACUGCUGUAAAAGUCAACAUUUCUACAUUUGCUUCCUUUUAUUGUGAAAUGAAUUAUGUAAGCAUUGCAUGUGUAAUUGUAUACAGUUAUUAAAAAAUAUCAUUAACGUUUAAAAAGUAAGAUGAAAGUAAUAAACUGUUUACGGCCCAAUAGCCUUUGAUAGUACUUUUUAGCCAGCAACAUUGUAUAUUUAAUUCUGUUUACAAAUUUGGGUACUUAGAUGCAUAUUGUUACAUAUUUUACUGUGAUUUGUUAUUUGACUUGUUUGAGAAAUCACAUAAUCGAAAUAAGAAUAAGGGCUCUUAAAAAUCGGAAUCAGGGGAUAUGGGGAGAAGGCAGGAAUGGGGUACUGAUUGGGGAUGAUCAGCCAUGAUACUAACUUACUCUGCUGUGGAGACAACUUGCGACAGCUGGAUAGUAUGGAAAAGGAAUUGAGCUGAGGAUGGAGAUCUGGUUUGACCAAAAUAAACUCACAUUGAAUUUAAGUAAAACAAAAUUCAUAAUAUUUGGAAAUCGAUCAACCAACACAGAGAAAAAGCUCAUGAUAAAUGGCACAGAAAUAGAAAGAGUAUCUGAAAUAAAGUUUCUUGGAGUAUUAAUUGACAACAAAUUAACUUGGAACCUCACAUAAAUUAUAUUAAAGCCAAAAUAUCCAAAUCAAUUGCAAUACUGAAUAAAGCCAGAGACCUAUUAAAUCAAGCCUCCCUGUAUAUGUUGUACUGCUCCCUCAUACUCCCAUACAUGAUCUACUGUGUGGAGGUAUGGGGGAACACAUACAAAACAAAUACACAUCCAAUCUUCAUCCUCCAAAAAAGAGCAAUAUGAAUUAUACAUAAAACCACCUACAGACAAUCAACAAAACCAUUAUUUAUCAGACUAAAAACAUUAAAAUUUCAAAUCUGACAGAUUAUAAAACUAUCCAAAUUAUGUUCAAAGCAGCUAAUCAGCAAUUGCCUUGUAAUAUCCAGGGGUUGUUCCAACGGAGAAAAAGCAAACACAACCUGAGAGGGACCUAUAUAUUCGAAAAACCGGCAAUAAGAACUAAUGUAAAACUCCAUUGUGUUACAGCAAAGGGUGUUAGUCUCUGGAAUAACUGCCAUGAUGAGCUGGAAAAAUGUAAGACUGUAUUCAAACUAAAAACACUCUUCAGAAACAAAAGAUUGAAUGGCUAUGAGCUGGACCAGUGAUUUUCUUUUCUGUUUGGUUAUUUCGUGUUUGUGGACUGUUCAACAGAUUUUGGGUCCAUUUGUUCCCAUUAUUUUGUUUUUCCAUGAAAAUGUAUAAAAAAUAAGGGGGUAGGGCCAGAAAAGUUUUCGAACUUCUUCUUACCCCUUUUGAACAUGAACGAUAUUAUUUGUAUUAUUUGAGUUACUUAUUUGUUUGUUUUCCUUUGUGUUUUAUUUUCUUUUUUUUAUUGCUUACAAGUUUAUUUGUGUUUGCAUUUUUUAACAUGUUCAAUAAAUUAAUAAGGUUAGUAAAAAAAAAA